UUUUAAAAUUCUAGCUAAGAGAUAACAGUUUAUCUCUUUUCAUCAAGAAGUUCGGGCACACGGCCAAUCUAGGCGGAUACAGUAGUCAGCGUAUAUAUUAUAUUGAUACGGCAAAGAAAAAGUCACAGUUACAUUGCUUUGGUAACGGUGGCUUGGUUUCAGUUCAACAUGCCACGAUUUGCACACAUCUUUGUGGUAGUUGUUCUUUGUACGGUUACCCAUGGUUACCGCAAAGAGCAAGACGACGAUGUUUUACGUGUCGAAAAUAAUCCUGGGCAAACGUUCCAAGGCUGCAUGCUUCGUUGUAUAGAUAAAGACUUAUGCUGCUCUUGCAAGGAAUCUGCGAAACUUUCAAUGAAUGCUGCGAUGAUCAACGACUUUAUUAAGACAUGCCCAGAAGCAGACGAUUCUGACUGCACGGAACAAUGGAUCACUUCAUGGAUGAACGUCGAACGGGGCGGUGCAAGUAACUGUACGAUGAAGGACAACGUGAAGAGACAGAUCAAUCAAUGUACCGCUAGGUGUAAAGGAAAGCCCAUGUCUCAACCACUGAAUCCUCAUCAACCAUUGGACUUUCCAGGGCAAUUCUCUGAUUUAUCAGAGCUUUUAGACUACAAUGAACCAGAUUUCAAUGAGUUUUGCAUGGAUAUCCGCACUGAAGGUAUUCUAUGCACAGUUUGGAGUUCAACAGCUUUACUGCAGGUAAUACGCGAUGCCGACAAGAUACUACAUGCGGUUAUCAUGGUUACUCAUACAAAUGGUGCUACACCGACGCCCAGGACCACUGGGACUAUUGCUGUACAGAUACAUGCGAUUUCCAUGGUUACAACUACAUGUGGUGUAAGUCUGGUUCAAAAUGGCAAUAUUGUGGCGACGCUGGAUCUAUAGAUACGAAAGGUAGGAAGUGCGUGGAAUCAGUACCCUGUGGGAUGCACCAGGAGAUUGGAAAGGCAAGUUACUAUUGGUGUUACGUAGAUCACAAUAAAAACUGGGGUAGAUGCUGCGAGCCCUGGGACCCAUGUAAGCCGAAAAGGAGUGUCAGCGGAUGCUAUACGGGUUACAAGAAAUACACAAUGUGGGAGAAAUGCAAGAACACCCCAGAACAAAUGUGAAUGGAAGCCCUAUAUAUAUUUAUCCUUACAAUAACAAAUUCUUUUCGUUUCUUCCUGUGUGACUUAAUUAAAAAAAAUAUUGUAGAAUCUUGAAAAUAUGUUUUGAAUACAAGAAAAUACCGAAAUAAGCGCAUACUUUGAUACUAAAGUAUUUCCCGUAACCAAACAAUAAACACAUAUCAUUUUCACAUGGAAAAUUGUAUCUAAAAAAAGUGCAUUCCUUUCUCUUUCACCCAAACCAAAUGGUAUUGUAGUGUAAAGUGACCAUGACAUGUAUCUAACAAACAAAUAAUUACUCAAUUCAGAUGAAAAAUGUAACUGUUAUGUGGAAACAAAUUUAGAAUUUAAACAUCUGAAAUACAUGGAAAGGUGAAAUUACCUUUAAGGUACAAUUAAAUAGAUAAAAAUUCAAUAAAUUGUCGUUAUGCUGCUUAUUCUAAACAAGAAGUAUCUUUACAAGAGAUUAUCGGUCGUGGAAACGUUUCCGUAUUGGGUAAAGAUGACAAAUAGCCCAGUAAUUUACCGGAAAUCAAGAUGAAGACAAAUUGUAUACGGCCGAAAAGUACAGGAAUGUUUGGAAUAAUAUAAGAAUGAUAGAAUAUAUAAUAGGUGUGGUAGUGCUGUGAUUCAUUCUUUUUUUUUAUAUCUUUUGCUGUCGUACUUAGUAGUAUAUUAUUCUAAUUACUUAAUAGUAGGCUUAUAUAAUCUUUCCCAUAGGCGACCAAAAGCAUUGAUUGUAUUGCCUUAUUCUAUUUUCACUCUAUUGCAAAUAAAUGAUCUAAGCAAA
Ruditapes philippinarum (Manila clam) is the source of this 1899-nucleotide messenger RNA. RefSeq lists its product as uncharacterized. The record is from RefSeq and is a predicted model, not a curated record. Bases 169 to 888 code for a protein of 239 amino acids. Lineage: Eukaryota; Metazoa; Mollusca; Bivalvia; Venerida; Veneridae. The transcript is spliced from 2 exons.